Messenger RNA from Coccidioides posadasii C735 delta SOWgp, 1786 nucleotides. It is a transcript of the gene NDH51, whose product is annotated as NADH dehydrogenase [ubiquinone] flavoprotein 1, mitochondrial. The record is from RefSeq and is a predicted model, not a curated record. Gene Ontology annotation, molecular function: NADH dehydrogenase (ubiquinone) activity; NAD binding; 4 iron, 4 sulfur cluster binding. NCBI's taxonomy places the organism in Eukaryota, Fungi, Ascomycota, Eurotiomycetes, Onygenales, Onygenaceae.
AUGAUCUCCAGGGCAGUGGUGGCUCCCACGACCCAUUCCAUCUCCCACCUCUCGUCGCGCGCCCUCUCGUCCGCAAGUGCCGCGGCCGCCACCAGCACCGCUCGCUUCCCAUCCUCCCAGAAACAGUCUGCACAGCAGCAGAAGCAACCGCAGCAACUCCAGACCCAGCAGCAGCGCCAAUAUGCUACCGUUCAGGACCCCGCAGCGGUGCCUCCGCCCAGAGUCCACGGAGGAUUAAAAGAUCAGGACCGCAUAUUUCAGAACUUGUAUGGUAGACAUGGCCCGGAUCUGAAGAAUGCGAUGAAAUGCGGCGAUUGGUACAAGACAAAAGAGAUUUUGCUGAAGGGACAUGAUUGGAUCAUCUCCGAAAUUAAAGCUUCCGGACUUAGAGGGAGAGGAGGUGCUGGUUUUCCUUCGGGGUUGAAAUGGUCUUUCAUGAAUUUCAAAGAUUGGGACAAGGACCCACGACCUCGAUAUCUUGUCGUAAAUGCCGACGAGGGAGAGCCAGGAACAUGCAAAGAUCGUGAAAUUAUGCGAAAGGACCCCCACAAGCUAGUCGAAGGAUGCCUCGUGGCCGGCCGUGCGAUGAACGCCACCGCCGCUUACAUCUAUAUUCGCGGAGAAUUCUACCACGAGGCGACGAUCCUGCAGCGUGCGAUCAAUGAGGCAUAUGAAGCUGGUCUGAUUGGAAAGAAUGCUUGCGGCUCUGGCUAUGAUUUCGAUAUCUAUAUCCAUCGGGGGAUGGGAGCCUACAUUUGCGGUGAAGAGACGUCAUUGAUCGAAUCCAUUGAAGGAAAGGCCGGAAAACCACGCCUAAAGCCUCCGUUUCCUGCCGCGGUUGGUCUAUUCGGCUGCCCCAGCACCGUCACAAACGUCGAGACUGUUGCCGUAGCACCAACAAUUUGUCGUCGUGGAGGUAAAUGGUUCGCUUCUUUCGGCCGUGAGCGCAACCAGGGAACAAAACUUUACUGUAUCUCUGGUCAUGUCAACAACCCUUGCACCGUCGAAGAAGAAAUGUCCAUUCCUCUCCGCGAACUCAUUGACCGUCAUUGCGGCGGUGUCCGAGGCGGUUGGGACAACCUUCUUGCCGUCAUUCCUGGUGGAUCAUCUACCCCAAUCCUCCCUAAACACGUCUGUGAUGACCAAAUCAUGGAUUUCGACGCCCUGAAGGACUCCCAAUCUGGUCUUGGAACAGCUGCCGUCAUCGUUAUGGAUAAAUCUACCGACGUUGUCCGAGCCAUUUCCCGUCUCUCCUAUUUCUACAAGCACGAGAGCUGCGGCCAAUGCACACCAUGCCGUGAGGGCAGUAAAUGGACUAUGCAGAUCAUGCAGCGCUUCGAACGCGGUCAGGCCCGCGAGCGUGAGAUUGAUAUGCUCCAGGAACUCACCAAGCAAGUUGAAGGCCACACUAUCUGCGCUCUUGGUGAGGCUUUCGCCUGGCCUAUCCAGGGUCUCAUUCGUCAUUUCAGACCAGAGCUUGAGGCUAGAAUACAGAAAUUCGCUCAACAAAAUGGUGGAAAGCCUACAUUUGCUGGUGGCUGGGAUCCUUCAGCUCGGGAUGCUGGCAAACUUAUCUCUCCAGGACAGUAGAUGGUGUUUCGAUUGGAGAGGUUCCAUGGCAAAAUUCGAGGUAUAGAAUAUAAAUCUUCCUAAACUGGGAUGAUAUGAUCCUAGCUGAACUGAUCCAACCUACAUUUUUCGUUUGUUGUGCUUCCCAUAUACUGCUUGUACUUACCUUUUGCCAUUAGGAUUUCUAUAUUGUACAAUGAAAUGAGGUUAUAUUCUG